This is a messenger RNA of Cornus florida, 2276 nucleotides long. RefSeq names its product double-stranded RNA-binding protein 2-like. The coding region runs from base 248 to 1729 and encodes 493 amino acids. The record is from RefSeq and is a predicted model, not a curated record. Lineage: Eukaryota; Viridiplantae; Streptophyta; Magnoliopsida; Cornales; Cornaceae. The transcript has 4 exons. Gene Ontology annotation, molecular function: double-stranded RNA binding.
ACAGGGGUCCCUAAAGAUGAAAAUAAUUUACUAAAAUGAAUAAAAGUUGUGUUGUUUGUUUGAGGUGGGAAAAAAGGUGAGAGUAAUACAAGUCCAGAGCUGCUGAUGGGGAAAGGUUUUCACUUCCACUGACCAAAUCACCUUCCACUUCCUCCUCUCCCUUUGAUUUGAAGACACAACUACUGCACCACAUUCUUUUGUUCUGAGAGACAAGAUUCUCAUGCCAAUGUAGGAGAGUGAAUCAGAUAUGUAUAAGAGUCAACUGCAAGAACUAGCACAAAGAAGUUGUUUCAACCUGCCCUCUUAUGCGUGCAUCAGAGAAGGGCCUGAUCAUGCACCAAGAUUCAAAGCUUGUGUGAACUUCAAUGGUGAGUUGUUUGAAAGCCCCACUUACUGCACCACCUUAAGAAAGGCUGAGCACGCAGCUGCUGAAGUAGCUCUCAAUGUCUUGUCCACAAGGGGUCCUUCAAGGUCUCUAACUGCCAGAAUUCUUGACGAGACCGGUGUGUAUAAGAACCUCCUUCAAGAAACAGCUCAUAGGACUGGUCUCAACCUCCCUGUAUACACCACUAUAAGAUCAGGCCCCGGACAUGCCCCCGUCUUCACAUCUACAGUGGAGCUUGCUGGUAUGAAUUUCACAGGUGAGUCGGCCAAGACAAAGAAACAGGCUGAGAAGAAUGCUGCAAUAGCAGCCUGGUGUUCAUUGAAGAAAAUGCCAAACUUGGGUUCAAUGUGUCAUCAGACAAAUAAAGAAACAGACAUUCGUGAAGAGCAGGAUCAGGCAGUUGUGGCAAGAAUUCUCUCAAAUUUCAGACCCAGGGAGGAAAAGAAACCAAAUAGGCCGAGAAGGGAUGAUCAGAUUCAGAACCAAACAAGAGGAGGAGGAAUAUUGAAUAGGGAUCAUCAUCAUCUAUGGAGGAGGCCUAUGGAUCUACUAAUGGAUUCUUUCUCCGAAGGUCCUGAACAGAAACAGAACAGUUUUGUAUCUCUGCUCCCUCCACCACCACCCAGAACAAGUUCAAAAAUCUUGCAAACAACUUCAUCUAGAGACACUAGUUCAUCUUUGUACUACCAAUAUUCAUCAGAUCAUAGCCCUAGUAGCAUAGUCACGGGGCAAUGCCAAUCACAAGUAGUUAAAAAGCAAGAGGUAGCAGUGGCACCACCACUUGCACUUGAUGAGCAUCAAAAGGACGAGGAUGAAUGGCUGAGUGGAAAAUCAUCAUCAGAUCAUGUGAUGAAGGAGGAUAGUGGGCUGGGGCCGAACUCUAUUAUGUACAGGCAAGCAUUUUCACUAGCCAAUUAUAGUGGGAGAAGCAGGCUUGUUGGAACUCCAUCUACAUCUCCAAUGCCAAUAAUGUCUUCUUCCAUCAAGUGUAGUCCUCCCACAUGCAGCAACUACAUUGGCAUUGGAGGAGGGUACAAGUACAACCCACAAAGGAGGAUUGCUCCAGCAGUCCAAAUCAGGUCAGUAAUUCCAGUAUGUGCAACACCAUCACAACCUGCUCCUGCUCCUGCUCCUGCAGUGAGACCCCCACAACCAUCAAUGAAAGAAGCUGCAGCUACUACUUCAAUGUCCACCACACAUGGAGGAGGAGGAGGAGGAGGAGGAGGAGGAGAAGGAGCAGAGGUGGUCUCAUCAGCCAGUCCAAGGUUCAACAAGCUGCUACAGGUAAACACAACCCAGCUCAGCUCCGACUUCAAUAACAAGCUACACUUAUCAAGAAAUUAACAACCAAAACCCACAAUUACACAAGUUGUAUUUGGCUGUUUUGUUCAUUAAACAAGUUGUGUUUUGAGCCUUUUUACUGUUUUUCCCGAUGAGGUGUGUUAUUGCCCUUUAAAAAACCAAUAUUUUGGCUCAUGGAUCUUGGGCAAUGGAUUUCGUAAAAGAACAUUAAAAUUUUGGUGUAUAUUUUUUCAACUUGACAUUAAUUAUUGUACCCACAGAGAGCAUUAAUUGAGAUCUGGAGAGUUGUUGGUUGAAGAUUGAGGAGAUAAAAAGAGAGAUAUGUGGGGAGGGCAGGGCAGUAGAGGUAGCAAUGAAAGCGGUGUGGAGAUGAGUAGCCACGGCCAGGCAAACAAUUGUAGCGAUAAACACAAGGCAUUAAAAGUUACUGGUCAGAAUGAUUAAUUGCUCCUGUCUUCACCAUUAAUGGCCUUCUCUCUCUCAUGCACCCAGAGGAAAGAGAGAUGGUCUGUUGUCUCUUCUUUAAUACGGCUCGUUUCUUACUUCAGUCACUAUAUAUAUAUAUACAUGCGAGUAUAUAUUUAUAUUA